Bipolaris oryzae ATCC 44560 is the source of this 1248-nucleotide messenger RNA. RefSeq lists its product as uncharacterized. Lineage: Eukaryota; Fungi; Ascomycota; Dothideomycetes; Pleosporales; Pleosporaceae. The transcript has 6 exons. Bases 1 to 1248 code for a protein of 415 amino acids. The record is from RefSeq and is a predicted model, not a curated record. Gene Ontology annotation, cellular component: phagophore assembly site. Gene Ontology annotation, biological process: autophagosome assembly.
AUGUCUUCGGUUCAGUUCACGGCACUGAUACGCCUUCCGUUUAUUCGGGGCGACUUUGAAGAUCCGCCACAAGCACAAUGGGAUGCCGAGAAAGAUCGGCAACUCUGGAAAGUUAUAUCCAAGUCGUCAAAGACUAGUGAUUUGAACUCGGACAAGUUCCAGGUUCCGCCCACCUUUCUUCUGCAGCAAGCAGCAUGGUUGUACGAAAGACAUCUUGACCAUGUUCGAAACCAGAUGAAGAAGGUCAGCAUCACGAAUGCUGUUCCGUCAUCACCUACAGUCGGCAGUACCAUGACUGCUGUAGGUGGUGUUGCCAUGCGAAGAGGCGGUAGUGCCGGGUCUGGAGCUGGAAGGACACCAUCUGUCUUGGCCGGGCGUUCGAGAGAAAGCCCUAGUUUGCGUAACGCAGAGGUGGCGACCCCUGCCCCUUCUCUUUCAAGGACACCCUCUACGACUACAAUCACUCAGUCUCGAGCACAUGCUCAGGCACCCGCCCGAACACUGUCUACUAGGUCUACCCAGCGUCCCAAUCUGACAAGCCGCAAGUCAGAGGAAAGGACUCAAGCCUCAAAUUUGCCUCACCCAGGUUACCGCAAUGAUGGGGAUGUCUCACCCGACAUCCCGGAGUCAUCAUCUUCAAGUUCAUCCUCUUUGUCGGAUGCGGACCAUCCAGUUCACCGCAGUCAGUUGUUUAAGAGACCUCCUCGUUUCCAACAGAAGCGCCCACGAGAUCUUGCUACGUUCGAUGAAGGCGACGGUGCUCAAGAGUUCGAUGAGUCUGGCUCUCAUGAGACGAGUUUGCCCUUUGCGUCUGCAGCAAGAACGCAGCCAAGUAGUAGCAAAUUUGCACAGGACGCACAGUUUCGCGGUAGUACUAAAUCAGAGCAAAAGGCCGUGCUCCCCCAUCGCUCCAGGACCGAUCCACCAUCGAGACAAAAGUCAAUUGAUGUACAGUCUCUUACUACUGAGACAGCGUCAUCAAUGACCAGCUCAGGAGGGCCUCCAUCGGCAGCGAAGAGUCCUAUGAGUCCACCUCUAGGUCACCGUGCAGCGUUAGGUCGGCUUGGUAGCCCGAGGAGUGGUGGACCACGAUCUAGAAAAGAAGGUAGUGAAGGUACCCCCAGCAUGGGAAGCAGCUUCAGUGAUAUCGAUGAUGCUGGAAUUAGUGAGUCGGCUCUCGAGGAAGCGCUCCUGAGCAACAUGCAACAUGGGCGAAUGAGCACAUUGAGCCGCAUGUCGAGGUGGUAG